AUGGGUUUCACUGGUGUUAGCUUCCAUCUGGGUAUGUCAUCAAGUAAAGCGGGUUCUUCUUGUGAGGACUCUUUGCUAAGUUUGGAAUCAAAAAGUGUCAACAUCCCAACCGAAUGCAUCACUGCAUACACCCAACUCCACAACAAGCGAGGCGCAAACAAGCCAUCUUUUCUGAUCUACAAAAUCAGCGACGAUAAAAGGUCCAUUGAGGUGGAAGAGAGCUCUACUGAGAGAAACUAUGAGGCUUUUCUACAAAAACUGGCAUCUUCCGUUGAUCGUGAGGGAAACCCGGCCCCAAGGUAUGCUGUUUAUGAUGUGGAAUAUGACUUGAAGGGGGAUGGGAAAAGAUUUGGGAUCAUUGUGACUAACGUGGUCGGUGCGACUAGGGCAACGACUGUCUUUAUUAGUUGGGUGCCCGAGGAAACGUCGACGCGGUCUCGGAUGUUGUACGCUGCGACGAAGGAGCAGCUCAGAAGAAUACUUGAUUUUAAGGUCUCGAUUCAUGCGGAUGAACUAUCGGGCAUCGAGUGGAUGCGGGUUGUACGGGAGGCCAGUGGUGGGCGGCUCCAGGGUUAG
This is a messenger RNA of Penicillium cosmopolitanum, 576 nucleotides long. RefSeq names its product actin-binding ADF family protein. The transcript has 3 exons. Gene Ontology annotation, biological process: cell motility; actin filament depolymerization; actin filament severing. The coding region runs from base 1 to 576 and encodes 191 amino acids. Gene Ontology annotation, cellular component: cytoplasm; actin cortical patch; actin cytoskeleton. NCBI's taxonomy places the organism in Eukaryota, Fungi, Ascomycota, Eurotiomycetes, Eurotiales, Aspergillaceae. Gene Ontology annotation, molecular function: actin filament binding. The record is from RefSeq and is a predicted model, not a curated record.